CAAUCCACAAAACCCUAGACGCGAACUCUGCGUGAGAGGAGGAGGAGCAGCGGCGGCGAAGAUGGUGAAGUUUCUGAAACCAAACAAGGCAGUGGUGGUCCUCAACGGCCGUUUCGCCGGCCGUAAGGCCGUCAUCGUGAGGCAAUUCGACGACGGAACUCGCGACCGUCCCUACGGCCACUGCCUGGUUGCCGGAAUCUCCAAGUAUCCGAAGAAGGUGAUCCGAAAGGACUCAGCGAAGAAGACAGCUAAGAAGUCGCGCGUGAAGGCGUUCAUCAAGCUUGUGAACUACAACCACAUCAUGCCGACAAGGUACACGCUCGAUGUGGAUCUGAAAGAUGUUGUUACGGUUGAUGUGCUUCAGUCGCGUGAUAAGAAGGUGACCGCUUGUAAGGAGACUAAAGCUAGGUUUGAGGAAAGGUUUAAGACUGGCAAGAACCGGUGGUUCUUCUCGAAGCUUCGAUUCUGAGGGAGAGAUAAGUUUUAUGUUUUGAUUCAAAUCCUCUGUUAUUUUGACUUUUAAUGUUAUCAAUGAUGAUUUUCGACUGUUAUUGUUCUCAAUGCACUUUUGGUUUUAAUAUAUAUUUUCAAUUUGAAUUUGCAA
Helianthus annuus (common sunflower) is the source of this 604-nucleotide messenger RNA. RefSeq names its product 60S ribosomal protein L27. Gene Ontology annotation, molecular function: structural constituent of ribosome. Bases 62 to 469 code for a protein of 135 amino acids. Gene Ontology annotation, cellular component: ribosome; cytosolic large ribosomal subunit. The record is from RefSeq and is a predicted model, not a curated record. The transcript has a single exon. NCBI's taxonomy places the organism in Eukaryota, Viridiplantae, Streptophyta, Magnoliopsida, Asterales, Asteraceae. Gene Ontology annotation, biological process: translation.